Platichthys flesus (European flounder) is the source of this 699-nucleotide messenger RNA. Its product is annotated as resuscitation-promoting factor RpfA-like. The transcript has 4 exons. The coding region runs from base 23 to 571 and encodes 182 amino acids. The record is from RefSeq and is a predicted model, not a curated record. Lineage: Eukaryota; Metazoa; Chordata; Actinopteri; Pleuronectiformes; Pleuronectidae.
CAGGAGUGCUCAUCUUCUAGACAUGUCUGCUGAGAUGGACAGAACGAGUCCACACACAGAUCCAGGUCCGUCCCGUCCCCCUCCAGCCUCAGUCUCAGCACCGGCCUCUGGAGUCGGUGUCAUGGAGCUCCAGGGCCACACACCGGACCUGCCUUCCCCUCGGGGUGAGCCAGUGGUGGCCCCCCUGCUGAGCCCUGAUGACCCCAUUCCCCCUGGACCGUCCCAACCGACUGCUGCCGACAUGGACGCCUCUCAGACGCUCAAUAAAAACAUGGAACAAACUGGAGCUCGUCCCUGUGAGCUGCUGCUGCACAUCGAGCAGAUCCACCAGGUUCUACAGGAGCACAGCCGCCUGCUGACUCUACUGACAGGACGGACACUUCCUGUCUGCUCGCUCCUGAUUGGCUCGCCGCUUGUGCUGACACGGACGGACUCCGAGGAGCUCCCAGCUUUCCCAGCUUCAUCUGCUCCAUCAGAUGGAAGGAGGCCCCAUGCUCCUCCUGCCCCAGCAUGUCUCAGUAAGAACCAGCCACUCGCUCAACCGUGUCUCCGCCACAGUCACAACAACUGAGCUUAUCUGACCAAGAUUCUGUGGUCACAGGUCCAGCCCUGUUUCUAAAACACCAGCGAGAGUUGAGUGGAUUUACAAAGAGUCGGUUCCUCCUCUGCUCCUCCUGUUCCUCCUCUGCUCCUCCUGUU